AUGAAAACAUAUAUUGAUUAAUCUUAACGUAGAACUUUAGAUAAUAAUUUUGAUUUAAAAUCAUUCCGUUCUCAAAUUAAAGACAGAUGGAAUUUGAGUUUAACUAGUGAUUUAAAUUAAUCAACUUUUAAUUCUGUAAAGUAAGAAUUAUAUAAUAUGAAAGAAAAGAGAAUCGUUAAGGUGUACCAUCAUUUGACAAUUUAUAAGCAAGAAUUAGAGAUUUGUCUUAAUCGCGUUUGACAACUUCAAAUUAUAAUUCUAACGAUAAUUUUACUCCCUAAAAGAAUCUAUAUUCUCCUCAUAAAGCAUAUGGGAUGAGAUAAAUGUAAUUAGUAUUAAGCAAAUAUAUUAAGAAUUUAAAACAAUUUAGGUUAAAAUGUAGUGAUCAAUACAAAUGAAAAACAAUCUCAAAAUUCGAAAUCUCAAUCAUCACAAAAAAAGAUAUUAUUAUAAAAACCAAAUGAUACUCUAUAAAUGACAUUAAAAGGAUCAUUGAAAAAAUAAGGAAGACUUUUGUCUGAUGCAGUAUAAAUUAAUGAAAUUGUAGCAUUGCGAAAUAAGAUUGAAUCAUCAUUAGUUAAUAGAUCAUCAUUAACUUCGACGUAUAAAAUAAUAUUAAAUAUAUAUAGUUAUAUAAGUGAGUUAGUGAAAUUGGCUUAAGCUAUCACUACAUCUCUAAAAUAAGAAUGA
Molecule: messenger RNA, 690 nt
Organism: Paramecium primaurelia
Lineage: Eukaryota; Ciliophora; Oligohymenophorea; Peniculida; Parameciidae
Source: the annotation of a GenBank genome assembly